AUGGAACCAGAAAGAUCAAAGGAGAUUCUCAGUACCUUAUUAGCUAAAUAAAUCGAUAUGAAUGAGUAACUCUAAAAUGAAAAUGAUGAAUUAAAUACUAAUUUGAAGUACUUUUUAAUCUCAAUCUAUUUAGGCGAUUGCUAAAUCUCCUAAAUUAAAAAGAUAGUCAAUUGGAAUAAAUCAAGGACAGAAUUAUUCAAGUAGAUUAAACAGAGAAUUCAUAUUAAACUACAAUCUCUCAUCAAACACAACAAAUAAAAUAAAUGUAAUCUGAAAAUUAAGAAUUACAGCUUCAAAUCCAAUAGUAAUCAGAAAUUAGAUCAAAAAUGGAAUAGGAAUUGACUAAAAUUAUUGAAUCUUUUGAGAGGAUGUAAAAAAUUAACCAGCAAUAAUAAGAAGAAAUCAAUUUGUUAUAAGAAAGAAAUCAACAAUUAGAAGAGACUUAAAUUACAAAUUAAAUUUAAAUUGAACAAAGUUAAAAGCAAAUUAAACUGCUUGUCAGUUCCAAUGAAGAUUAUGAACAGUAAACAGAUAUUCUUUUGAAACAAACCAAUGAACUCAAAUAAAUAUAGAUCAAAUUGCUUUACAACUUAGAUGCAAUCCAAAAAGAAAAGGAUGAAAUGACAAAUCAAUUUGAUGAAAAACUCGUUCAAUUCAAAUCUUGUUUCCAAAAUUCUGCUGAAAAUACCAAAGAUUUAACAAAUCAAGUAAAUGAUUUGAAUAAUCAAAUCCAAAUCCUAUAAAAAUAAGUAAUUUCCUCAUAAUUAUCAUUAGAACUAAUAAUUAGUUGAAUAAAUGGAUAAUUAUUAGACUCUCUCCAUGAAAUUAGAAUCAGAAAGAGAUAAAUAUUAUAAAGACCUAGAAAUUACUAUUGAAAAUAAUAAGAGAUUAUAAAAUAGCAAUUCAAGUCUAGAGCAUCAAUUAAGUUAGAUAUCAUAAGAUCAAGAAACAUCUAUUAAAAAGGUAUUUAUGUGAUUUAAAAUUUAGAUGAAAUAUAUGAUUGAAUAAAUUGACUAACUCGAAUUAGCCAAUGACAGCUAAUUGAAAUAGAAUAAUGAACUUAAGUAGUAAAUCAAAAAACUUCAAUUCCAAUAAGAUUAGGUACUUAAAGAAAAGGAAGUCAUUUAUGAAUAAUUUGAAUAAAUCUAGAAAAAUGCUCAAUAUGAUCAUGAAGGACACAGAGAUAAAUAUAUCAAAUUAGAUAGAUCUUAUAAAGAAUUGCAUUCCUAAUAUGACGAAUUAGUAAAUAAAGUAAUUAUAUUAUUUAAUUUUAUAGUAUAAAAUUUAAAAUUAAAGUUAUGAGGAAUAAUAAAAUCAAAUUUAAUUGAAUAUCAAGGAAAUCAAUGAGCUUAAACAUAAUUUAAGAAUAAUUCAAGAAUCUGAGAGAAAAUAUUCCUAUAAUGCUGAAGUGGUAAGUAAGGAGAAGUUUAUGAUUACUUAAAAAUUGGAGGAAUCCUUCUAAAUCAUCAAGGACUUAAGGGAUUAAUGCUAAAUUCUUACUGAAAAAUUAUAGAAAACAGAAAUGUUUAAUAAGUAAUUGCUCUUGGAAAAUGAACAAUAAUAAAAACAAGUAAAAUAACAUAAAUAUUCUUAAAGAUUAAAGCACAAGAAAGUAAAAUUGAGGAACAUGAAGUUCAUAUAGAACUACUAUUGGUUUAAAUAAAUCACAAAUAAUCCUAAUAAGCUGAAAUUGAUAGACAGUAAGCUUUGAAAUAAUCAACCACAAAGAAGAGUUAAUCAGUCAACAAGGAAAACAAUAGUGAAUUAAUGAGAUUAAAGAAAUAAAAUACAGAAUUAACAAAAGAGGCCAUUUCACUAAAUGAAUAGAUCUUGGAACUUAAAGUAAUUGAUUAUCUAUAUUUAAAAGAAUGUCAUAACUAAAUUGAAUGAUCAAUUGGCGUAAUAAAGUAAAGUUAAAGUAGGCUUAGAAUCUAGAAUUUAAAGUUUGAUUAAGGUGGUUGAAGAAUUUUAAUAAAAAUAAAUCUAGAAGUAACAGGAUAGUUUGACGAAGGAACAAUUUCAAAAUUAAAUGGAGCAAAUCAAAAAAAACUUUUAUAUUUAAAUUUAAUAAUUAACAAGGGAAAAUGAAGAACUCAAAAAAUUGUUGUAAACUUAAGCAAAUCAAACAUUUAAUUCUACUGAGGAAGUGUCUUCACUACAAGAUACAGUUGCAGAUUUGAAUAGAGAGAAGGUGAACUUAAUCAGAGAGUUGAAUUAAGAACAUGAGGCAAAAAUUAAAUCUGAAGCUGAAAGAGAGAAAUUGAAAUAAUAAAUUGAAUAAUAUCAACUUGAAAUUGAAAACUGCCAAAAUCAAUUAGAUCUCUAUGUUAAAGUAUUAAAACAAAUGGAUGAAAAACUAAAAUCGUAGUGA
This is a messenger RNA of Paramecium octaurelia, 2371 nucleotides long. The record is from the annotation of a GenBank genome assembly. Lineage: Eukaryota; Ciliophora; Oligohymenophorea; Peniculida; Parameciidae.